AUGGCUGUUUCAAUUGAAGAUGCGGCAUUAUUAUCCCUCUCUGUCGAGAUGCUGAUAUACGGAAGCCUUCUCACUUUGGAGGUAUUCGUGAUUAAUACCCUCCUGGACAAACGAAAGAAUGGGGGGAAACACGUUGGGGUCGCUCUUCUUCCCGUUGCUGUUCUCAUGCUAGCGCUCGCCACAGGGCAUUUUGUUGUCGACGUCGUCAAAGCCAUCAACACGUUCUCUGUGCUCAAAUAUCAUGGACACGACGCUGCAUCGAAGUACUACCAGUCGCUCUCCGAUCCUCUGUUUUUGGCCAAGAACUCCAUAUAUCUGAUUCAAACUUCACUCGGUGACGGAAUUCUGCUUUGGCGAUGCUAUAUUGUAUGUGGCAAAAACUGGCGCGCCAUCAUCGUUCCCGUCUUGUCUAUCCCGCCAACGAUGAUCGGUGGGACUAUCUCUAUUAUUCAAUGCAGUCUCGUUAAGAACCAAAACCCGAACGAUGUCCCUCUGAACCCUGCGAUCAUCCUCAGCUACGUCUGCACGCUCAUCACCACCAUAUACUGCACAUGCAAGUUUACUUCGUCCCUCUUCUUCCUUUCCCGCAACCACCCACUAAUCAGACAUUUGACCACAGCCGCCAUCUCCUGGAACGUCUACAGAAGUAGCCGCAUAUCGCAGUCGAACCCCAUCGCUGGCAGCCUCGCCUCGCGCGUCAUCUUCGCCGUCGUCCAGAGCGGCGCUCUGUAUACUUUCGGCAUCCUUGCGUUCCUCGUCACUUACCUCGCAGGCACGCUCCUGCAAUGCGUCCCGCUCGAUAGUGUCACCCCUCUCGUCGGCGUCACAUUCUGCCUCAUCAUGAUGCAGCUCCGAGCCCCUCGAAACGAUCAAUAUGUGGUCAAUAGCGACGGUCCGGUAAAGACUAUCCCCCGCACGACGACGCGGAUAUCGUUCGCUCCCCCGUCCCGAGGCACCUUUAUGACUUCAACCAUCACGUCUAGAGUCGCCCCGGUCAUCAGUGAAGACAACGACGGUGUGGUGAGAGAUGGAGAUGAGGUGUAUACGCUGGAGAUUCCGAAGCAGGGGGACGUUUAUAGAGCGAGUUCGGACACGGCUUGGAGCAGGGAGACAUUGUCACGGGUAGCAACCAGUAGUGUGGGGAAGGAAGCGGCUAGCGUAAAUGCCGAGAAAAUAGAGGGGGAAAGUUUGGCUGUCAGAGAUGGCAGAGAAGAAGGAAUAGUGGCGUACGAGCUGGGCGAUUUAGCUUGA
Molecule: messenger RNA, 1251 nt
Organism: Stereum hirsutum FP-91666 SS1
Lineage: Eukaryota; Fungi; Basidiomycota; Agaricomycetes; Russulales; Stereaceae
Exons: 6
Coding region: 1-1251 (416 amino acids)
Source: RefSeq, a predicted model, not a curated record